Messenger RNA from Oryza sativa Japonica Group (Japanese rice), 2943 nucleotides. Its product is annotated as CSC1-like protein RXW8. Gene Ontology annotation, cellular component: plasma membrane. NCBI's taxonomy places the organism in Eukaryota, Viridiplantae, Streptophyta, Magnoliopsida, Poales, Poaceae. The record is from RefSeq and is a predicted model, not a curated record. Gene Ontology annotation, molecular function: calcium-activated cation channel activity.
UGACAACUCCUCUAGCUCCCACUGCUACUCUCCCUCUCCUCUCCCACUCUUCUCGUCGCUUUCCCUUUUCGUCUCUCUGCCUUCCUUCUUCUUCCUCUUCUUCUUCCUUGUGAUCGAAACUUCCAACCCAAACCCCCCACCAAAUCGCAAAUCUCCCACCACACAUUGCUUUCUCGAAAUCUCUCCGAUCCCCCCCGGCGAAUCCCGAUCGCGCGUCGGCGGCGGCGGUGGUCGACUGGCGAAGUGGAGGGGUUUUGAGGAGGCGCGGCCGGGGGGCAUUGGUGGGAUUUUUUCGGCGCGCGUCGCGACGGAAUUAAAGGAGAUACGAAGUUUGUUGCAUUUAGAUGACAUAAGACAGAGAUGAAAGUCGGCGCUCUUUUGACCUCAGCUGGAAUCAACAUUAGCCUCUGUAUACUUUUUUUGUCACUGUAUUCCGUUCUGAGGAAGCAACCGCAAAAUGUUAAGGUCUAUUUUGGAAGAAGGAUUGCUGAGGAGAAUAGUAGGCUCAGGGAGGCUUUUAUUUUGGAGAGAUUUGUUCCAUCCGCUAGCUGGAUUUUGAGAAGUCUUCGAUGCACGGAGGAUGAACUCUUAGCUACUGCUGGGUUGGAUGCAGUUGUCUUCAAUAGGAUUCUUGUAUUUAGCAUACGCAUAUUCUCCUUAGCCGCUUUCCUUUGUGUACUUGGAGUUCUUCCACUGAAUUAUUUUGGACAAGAUAUGCUCCAUGUACGGAUUCCUUCAGCAUCAUUGGAGACAUUUACAAUUGGAAAUAUGCAAGAGAGAUCAAGAUGGCUCUGGGUCCAUUGUGUUGCACUGUACAUCAUAUCUGGUGUGGCUUGCCUUCUUCUAUACCUUGAGUACAAGCAUAUUGCUAGGCUGAGGUUACUUCAUGUUUCUCGAGCAUCGACCAAUCCUAGCCAUUUUACUGUGCUUGUUCGUGGAGUACCAAAAUCAACUAAAGAAUCAAUUAGUUGCACUGUUGAGAGUUUCUUCACCAAGUAUCAUGUGUCGAGUUACCUUUCUCAUCAGAUUAUUUAUAAAGUCGGGAAACUUCAGAAGAUUGUGACUGGUGCAAAGAAGGCUUAUAAGAAAUUUAAACAUUUCAAGGGCACCACAGUUGAUCAGAGAUGCGGACCAAUUACAUAUAGAUGUGGUCUUUGUGGAGCUUCAUCAAAGUCGUUCGAGUUGCUGCCUGUUGAACCUGAGCAAGAGAUGAAAAAACAUGAUGUGAAAGAUUCAGAGUUGAGCUUACCUGAUAAGGAUUGUGGUGCUGCUUUUGUAUUUUUCAAAACUCGGUAUGCAGCCCUGGUCGUAUCAGAAAUUGUUCAGACAUCCAAUCCUAUGGAAUGGGUUACUAGUCUUGCUCCAGAUCGAGAUGACGUAUAUUGGUCAAAUCUUUGGUUACCCUACAAGCAGCUUUGGAUUCGCCGUAUAGUUACACUUUCGGGUUCUAUUGUUUUUAUGUUCCUGUUUCUCAUACCUGUGACAUUUAUACAAGGUCUAACUCAGUUGGAGCAGCUGCAGCAAAGGCUCCCUUUCCUAAAUGGCAUAUUAAAAAAGAAGUACAUAACCCAGCUAGUGACCGGAUACCUUCCCAGUGUCAUCUUGCAAAUAUUUUUAUACACUGUUCCCCCAACCAUGAUGUUUUUUUCUACAUUAGAAGGACCCGUGUCCCACAGUGAAAGGAAGAGAAGUGCCUGCUGUAAAGUAUUAUACUUCACUAUUUGGAAUGUAUUCUUUGUGAAUGUCCUAUCAGGUUCUGCAAUUAGCCAAGUGAAUGCGUUAUCAAGCCCAAAGGACAUUCCUAUGGUGCUUGCUAGAGCGGUACCUGUACAGGCUACAUUCUUUACCACCUAUGUACUGACUUCUGGUUGGGCUAGUUUAUCAUCAGAACUUAUGCAACUCUUUGGUCUCACAUGGAACUUUAUAAUGAAGUAUGUUUUGAGAAUGAAAGAGGAUAGCUACUUUGUCCCGUCAUUUCCCUAUCAUACUGAAGUGCCAAAAGUUCUGUUGUUUGGACUACUGGGAUUCACAUGCUCUGUAUUAGCACCUCUCAUCUUGCCCUUUUUACUGGUGUACUUUUUUCUUGGUUAUGUUGUGUACCGCAACCAGUUCCUCAAUGUUUAUUGCACGAAAUACGACACAGGUGGUCUGUAUUGGCCGAUUGCUCACUAUACAACAAUCUUCUCUAUUGUGCUCACCCAGAUCAUCUGUCUUGGUGUCUUUGGGCUUAAAGAAUCCCCAGUAGCUGCAGGCUUCACUGUACCUCUCAUCAUCCUCACUCUUUUAUUCAACCAGUAUUGCAGCAAUCGUCUUCGGCCAUUAUUCAAGACUCUCCCUGCACAGGAUUUAAUUGACAUGGACAGGGAGGACGAGCAAUCGGGAAGAAUGGAUGACAUUCACCACCGUCUUCAUUCUGCUUACUGCCAGUUUGCUGACACUGACGACAUACCUCUGAAAGGAGUUCACGUUGACAGAGAUGCAGAUGCAAGCGGAAGUUCCGGUGAAUCUAGCUGCAAAGAAGACACCAACCAACCCACAACCAGUGACAUUUCUCACCCUACACUGGAAGGACUCCCUGUAAACCGGCUACGGCAUGCAGUGAGGUCGCUCAGUUCCAUCAUCAGGUUACAGAAGAGAGGCCUGUCACCACAGCCCGCUGGACCCUCCGCCGAUGUAAAUCCGCAAACUGCAUAAGUUUUGCAGAUAGGACAUACAUACAGUGACCAAAGAAGCAUACAAAUGAAUAUACAAAAAAAAAAGGCAUAGAGAUGCAUAUAAAAGAAAAGAAGCAUAGAAAUGAAAGAGAGCGCCAUCUGUCCUAGUUGCUAGGGUAAAAUUUUGUUUGUUUUAAGUUUUAACUAGUGCCUGAGCAACUUGUGUCAGAUCCUUUUGGCCAUACAAAAGUUCUGAUUCUUCAAUUGAUUGGUGAUACUUUUGGUCAUA